Cutaneotrichosporon cavernicola is the source of this 1338-nucleotide messenger RNA. RefSeq lists its product as uncharacterized. The record is from RefSeq and is a predicted model, not a curated record. The transcript has 4 exons. NCBI's taxonomy places the organism in Eukaryota, Fungi, Basidiomycota, Tremellomycetes, Trichosporonales, Trichosporonaceae. The coding region runs from base 1 to 1338 and encodes 445 amino acids.
AUGUUCAAGACUCUUGCGGACAAGGCCAGCUCGGCCGUCUCCUCCCUUCGCGGUAGCGCAGCCCCGUCCGCCGUACCCAGCCCAGCACCGAGCACUCCACACAGCCCAGCACCUCUGGGUAACAAACAUGAGGACCCGGGUCGUAUCAGGCAGUACGCUGAGAUGGCCAAAGCGCUCCAGCACGAUGACAUCCCCGUGUCACACGCAGACUGUGAGAGCUGCAACAUUCCGUGCGAAUACAAGGACAGGCCGGAGGGUAAUGGCCCAACCGCUCAGAUCGGCAACGCGUGGGACGGCAAGACGUACGAAGAGUACGUUGAGGACAAGUAUGGAAACAUCGAGGGGAUGCCAGACACGGUCGAGCAGGACUGGGAGAGUGACCUGCCUGGCAGUGGUGGACCGCCUGUGGGCCGCGUCGUCGUCAUCUCCACGGGCAAGAGCAACUGGUUGCGCGACCACGUCGAGGAGGAGGAGGGACUGGCGCACCAGAUCAAUGAGGUGUUGCAGGAGCAGCCGAACACGGAGAAGAAGAGCAAGGGCGGAAACCCACUCGAUCCCUCGACGUACAUCAAGGCGAGCGCGUUCCCUACCCCCUCCUCGCCCUUCACUAAACCCGUGACGCAGUUGCCCGCGCUCUACUCGAGCAGCAUGGUCAGCCAGUCGGACGACCCAACAGACCAGAUGACCAUCGUCUUCCCCGACUGGAAGGUGUGCUUGGAGGUGGAGAACUCGCGUGAGGGCGCUCAGUCGCUGUGGGACGGCGCACUGUCUGGUACGCUUGGGCGUGCCGGACGCCUGCUCCAGAAGGACGGGGAGGGAGUUGAGCGCCGUCGGUCAUUUGUGCUGCCGUACCGCGCCAUCGUCCUGCUAUGCUCCCACAAGAACCGCGACAAGCGAUGCCACAUCGCGGCGGGGCUACUGCGUCCGGUCCUCCUCGACUGUCUGGAGCGCAACGGUGUGACGGUCGACGAAGUCGGCUCGUCGCUUGCGAAUCUGGAUGGGCCACCCCUCGAGGAGCUGGAAGCCACUGAUGCCGAGCGCGAGGCCGAGGUUGGGCGACGCAUCGAGAAUAUCGAGAGCGUGCAGGGAGGUCAGGGUGGCGAGGUCGGCGUUUUCAACAUCAGCCAUCUCGGAGGUCACCGCUAUGCUGGCGUUAUGCUUAUCCUCUUCCCAUCGGGUGCGUAUCUGUCGUACGGACGCGUCUCUCCGCACGAGAUUCCUCGUGUCGUCGAGGAAACGAUCCUCCAAGGCAAAGUGGUGCCGGGAUUGAUCCGCAGCGGAACUGGCCUGGCGCGCCCGGGGGCGGCGAACAAGGACAUGGGUUUCUUGUCGUGGUAG